AUGAUUUUUACCUAUGCCCAAACGGCUGGAAAAGUCAACCAAAAGGUCACUUGCGCCAUUGAUAACAUCGAGCUACAUGACUGCGUGGGAACAACGACUCCAAAAGAAAGAAAAUGUGACUUCGAAGAUGGCUGGUGCACGUGGAAGAACAACAACACGUCUAACAACCAUCUGGCCUGGAUGUUAGGAGGUGAAUACUUCAAGACGACGCUCCUCAGGCCAAACCACGAUCACACUUAUGGCAAUGGAACAGGGUCGUACCUGUUCCUUAGCAACUUUGAGAGGAACACGGGAGAAAAAGCAGACCUGAUCGGAGAGGUACUUUUUUCCUCCGAUUCGAGAACACAGUGCGUCGAGUUUUGGUACGAUAUCAACGGAGACAAAGACACAACCCUACAGGUGCUGGCCGUAGAUACAACUGAUCAGUCACGGAAGGCCUCGCUACUGUGGACACAAAAAGGUUCUGACAAAAGCAGUUGGCUGAUGGGACAACUCGCUCCGCCCCAAUACAGCCGGGUACAGUGUCUAGAUCCGUAUCUUCCGCUGAUCUUUAUGAAGGCACAAUGA
Messenger RNA from Rhipicephalus microplus (southern cattle tick), 567 nucleotides. Its product is annotated as MAM and LDL-receptor class A domain-containing protein 1-like. Gene Ontology annotation, cellular component: membrane. Gene Ontology annotation, molecular function: protein binding. NCBI's taxonomy places the organism in Eukaryota, Metazoa, Arthropoda, Arachnida, Ixodida, Ixodidae. The record is from RefSeq and is a predicted model, not a curated record.